CUUCUCGGCCCCCACCAUGAGCAACCUGCCCAAGGAGAGCGAGCACAGCAGCAACAGCCUCGAGGAAGAGGUACGGACGCUUUUUGUCAGUGGCCUUCCUGUGGACAUCAAGCCCAGAGAACUUUACUUGCUUUUCCGGACAUUCAAGGGUUAUGAAGGAUCACUGAUCAAACUAACAUCAAAACAGCCGGUAGGCUUUGUUAGUUUCGACAGCCGGUCUGGUGCGGAAGCUGCAAAGAACGCAUUGAAUGGCAUCCGCUUCGACCCGGAGAACCCCCAGACGUUGCGGCUCGAGUUUGCCAAAGCCAAUACCAAGAUGGCGAAAAGCAAGCUGAUGGCCACGCCGAAUCCCACCAACCUCCACCCUGCCCUAGGAGCACACUUCAUUGCACGGGACCCUUAUGACCUGACUGGAGCAGCUCUGAUCCCCGCGUCUCCAGAGGCCUGGGCUCCCUAUCCACUUUACACCACAGAGUUGACCCCGGCAAUCCCGCAUGCAGCUUUCACAUAUCCAGCUGCUGCUGCCGCCGCCGCCGCCCUCCAUGCUCAGAUGCGCUGGUAUCCUCCUUCUGAAGCUACCCAACAAGGAUGGAAGUCUCGUCAGUUCUGUUAGUUUUAAGCAGCCUCUUGGCCCACAUUUCCCCCUUCUUGUCUCUCCACGGAGUGAUGUGCCAGGAAUGAAGUAGUCUGUGGAUCGCUGGAAACCUUCCCUUCGACCCCUUCUUGUGGACGCCGGCAUGGUGCCCAACUGCAGUAACUCUCCCUUCUCGUGAAUGAAGCUGUGGGCUUCCCUGUCCCAGGACUGUGAACAUCAGCGGUCCAGGCUCCUUCCAGCUCGGUGGACUGCAUGGUCUGUGUACUCUUCCCCUUUGCCUGCCUCCCACCCACCCACCUGCUCCACUAAUCCCCACUGCUAAGUUUCUCCUCCUGCUUUGCCGAGGUCUAGUCGAAGAGGGUACCCAACCUGGGUGAGAAGACCCCUGUUUGGUUUCCAGCUGGGAACCAAGGCUGGCACCGAGCAUGGUCUCUAGCUGUGUACAGUGCAAUAUUCAAGAGCCUUUCUUCUCCUAAACCUUGUUUGUGCAGUUUUCGCUGAAGGAAGCGAAAGACAAAUCAGUUUUGCAUGUUUUUCUGGCAUGAAUUUAAAACACUUUAACUUGGUGGGUGUGCGUGUGUGUGUGUGAGUGUGCAAAGCUUGUUUUGUUCUGGCAUUUGUGUAACCAUGGCAACAGGUCUUGGCCCGGCUAUUGAUCACUGAAGUUUUUUUCAUCUUGCUUCUGUGAAGGCUUGGCUUCUAAAAAAAACACUAUCCUAGUUUUUCCCUGUUCUCUGUUUCUCUCCCUCCCUCCCCACCCCACCCCCCCACUUCGCUUUCCUCGUUUGAGGCUUCCUCUUGUCAUUCUUUGCUUUGACUCGAAUUUGAAGAAAAGAAAGAAAAAAAGUUUCUUCUCGAAAGUACAAUGCACUGGGUUCCUUGUCCAUUUUGCCCUUCUCUCGUUCAAGUCAGGGUUGUUUUCGUGUUUUCUUUUUCUGUCAGACUUCUAUAUAUAGAACAGCUGUAAAAUAUUUAACCUUUUUUUCCACAUCCCUCUGAUUGGGGAGAAUCCAGUCUUGCCAAAUAAUCAGCCAUCCUUAUGGGAAUACCGAACAAAGAUGUACGAGUAUUUUUGUACCAUGUGUAAUAAGGAAAUAUUUAUGCAUCAUAAAGAUUUUGUGUGGUUUUUUGUGCAAUUAAUUAUUAUUAAAGAGAAACUGUAAUCUGUAAGAUAAGUUUAAUGUUCAGUUUAAAAGCUUGAAGAGAAAAAGGACUUUUUUCUGUAACUGAUUCAGUCAGGCAUAGUAACAAGAAAUUGUGCAAUUUUUUUUGUUGUCAUUUUAUUGCUUGGUAUUUGGAAGUGCUUUAAGUAUUAUAUUGGACCAUGGCUGUCUCACUUGUAUUAAGAUUCUUGAGAAUAAGUUGCUAUAUCCUAUGAGAAUGUGAAACUGGAUAAUAUAUGAAUUGUACUCAGA
Pogona vitticeps (central bearded dragon) is the source of this 2010-nucleotide messenger RNA. RefSeq names its product RNA binding protein, mRNA processing factor 2 (gene RBPMS2). Gene Ontology annotation, molecular function: protein homodimerization activity; RNA binding. Lineage: Eukaryota; Metazoa; Chordata; Lepidosauria; Squamata; Agamidae. The record is from RefSeq and is a predicted model, not a curated record.